Molecule: messenger RNA, 1079 nt
Organism: Eucalyptus grandis
Lineage: Eukaryota; Viridiplantae; Streptophyta; Magnoliopsida; Myrtales; Myrtaceae
Product: transcription factor MYB87-like
Exons: 3
Coding region: 69-1079 (336 amino acids)
Source: RefSeq, a predicted model, not a curated record
UGAAGAAAUUAGUGCGAGCCGUAACGACGAAAGGUAGACGAGAGAGAGAGUGAAGGCGUGAAAGAGAGAUGGGAAGAUCGCCGUGCUGUGACAAGAACAACGUGAAAAGAGGGCCAUGGUCGCCCGAAGAAGACGCCACUCUCAAGUCUUAUGUGGAGGCUUUUGGCACUGGCAACAACUGGAUUGCCUUGCCCAAGAAAGCUGGUCUCCGGCGAUGCGGCAAGAGUUGCCGGUUGCGAUGGCUCAAUUACCUGAGGCCUGGCGUCAAACAUGGCGGAUUUACAGAGGAGGAGGAUAGGAUCAUAUGCGAUAUCUACAGGGAAAUAGGAAGCAGGUGGUCGAUCAUAGCAUCUCAACUACCCGGACGAACAGACAACGACAUCAAGAAUUAUUGGAACACCAAGCUGAAGAAGAAGCAGCAUUUAUAUGAGAAGAUCAAUCCCACAAGUAACAGUGUCAAUUGUGCUCCUAGCACCAAAGUUGUUGCUACUCCUGAUGAUCAUGGCCUGGGACAACAAAUGUUGCCCGUGCCAGACAAAGUACAUUCGAACCAGAUUAACAACAUCGCAGCUUCGCAAUCUCUAGGCACGGCAGCGAUAUUUCCGACAUUCUACGAUGCUCAGUACGGAUCAUCGUUGUACUAUUGUAAUGCAGGGUCCAACGCAGCAUCUGAAAUUGGAGGUGGAAUGGCAAUGAGCAGCGGAAGCAAUGUUUCGUCGUCAGCAUCGUCGUCAUCCCAAGACUAUUAUUCGGGCAUCUUGAACAAUUCACCUUCUCUGGGAGUAGACAGCGAUUUCAUUUCGAUCACUGGUGACACUAAUAGUAUCAGAGAAUCUGGUCUAUUGACGGAUAACACGAUGAAUAAUUUGUGGGACGUCGUGAAUGAGCUAUUAUUCGACGAAGGGACUGGUGACGGAGAAUUGUCGACAGCCACCUUGUAUCCGAGUUUUGCUGAAUCAAAUGGUUACAGAGAUUUCAUCAUGCCAAAAGGCGUGAACCAGUAUAAUGCUUUGAUGAGCACACCUGAAGGAAGAGAACAACUAGAGAGUUGGAACCAGAUGUGGAGAGAUGGACAGUGA